AUGAUUCCACCUACUCCAGAAUGGAAAGGCUGGAAAAAACCCCCAAAUGAUUUUAUUAAAAUCAGUGUGGAUGCAGCGGUCUCAAAAGGAAAUGUUGGAUAUGGGGCUAUUGCGAGAGAUGCAGAUGGUUUUGUUCUCGCAGGGUGUUAUGGCUUUGUUACUAAGGAUAUUGAAACAACUUGGGCGGAGCUUGAAGCGUUGACUAUGGGUUUGAAUCUGGCUUCAAAAUUAAAUGUGUCCAAGAUUAUCAUGGAAUCUGACAGUGCUAUCUUAAUUAAUAAAGUUAAAAAACAUGAUCAUGAUGUAACCAUCCUGGGCUGUUGUGUGCAAAAAGAAUGCGAGGUCUUUAGGAAUUUUGAGAUGGUCCAUUUUAAUUGGAUUAAUCGUAGCAGUAAUGAAGCUGAUGAUUUACUUUGUAAGCUUGCUAUAACGAACUGA
Molecule: messenger RNA, 438 nt
Organism: Gossypium arboreum
Lineage: Eukaryota; Viridiplantae; Streptophyta; Magnoliopsida; Malvales; Malvaceae
Exons: 1
Coding region: 1-438 (145 amino acids)
Molecular function (GO): nucleic acid binding; RNA-DNA hybrid ribonuclease activity
Source: RefSeq, a predicted model, not a curated record